This is a messenger RNA of Leptopilina heterotoma, 930 nucleotides long. RefSeq lists its product as uncharacterized. Bases 1 to 930 code for a protein of 309 amino acids. The transcript has 2 exons. Lineage: Eukaryota; Metazoa; Arthropoda; Insecta; Hymenoptera; Figitidae. The record is from RefSeq and is a predicted model, not a curated record.
AUGGACGAACUUCUCAAUAUUCCAGCAGCAGUGAAUUUCGAUGAGUCAAUAGCUCAUUAUGAAAUUCAUGCUCAUCAACCAUACGCAUCUUCAUCUUUUAACAAUAGCGAUGAAAUUCGAAUCGCAGUACAACAUCAAGACUUGUGCAUUUUACCUAGUAAAAGUUCAUUACACAUUUUUGGUAUAUUAACUAAAAAUGUUGGAAUUACUCUUACACAAAACGUACAUUUAAGUAAUAAUGCUGUAUGUUUUUUGUUUGAUGAAAUUCGCUAUGAACUAAAUGGUAUUGAAAUUGAUUGUUGUAAAUACGUUGGACAUACUACAAUCAUGAAAAAUUACACCUCGCAAACAUCAAAUCAGCUAAAUUUUAUUGAAAAUGCUGGAUAUUCAAAAAUUGCAGCUGAUGCAAGACUUGUAUUGGAAAAUGGAUAUUUUGACGUCACAAUACCACUCAGCAUGAUUUUUGGUUUUGCUGAAGAUUAUAAAAAAAUCAUUAUGAACGCUAAACAUGAACUUAUUUUAACAAGAGCACGUUCUGACGUGAAUGCCGUAAUUCAAACAGGACAAGGAGGGGAUGAGGAAUUCAAAAUUUCCAUCAAUAAACUUGAAUGGAUGGUUCCAUACGUUUUACCUUCUGACAAUAACAAAUACUCUCUACUUUAUGAAAUGUACGCUAAUUUUCAAUCAUCCUAUUAUGGUAAAGAUUCAAAACCUAUUUUAACAAAGGAUAUUUUUAAAAGUCUAUUUCCUCUAAUUGUUAUUGAUUGUUCUAAAGAAAACGAGUUUUUAAAACAAGCAUCAGUUGAUGUGAGGUUAGAAUUUGAAGCAGGAAUCAACAUGCCAGCCGAGACCACCGCCUAUUGCCUAAUCAUCCAUGACCGCGUCAUACAAUAUAAGCCAAUCAGCGGCGUUGUAAAGAAACUAUUGUAA